UUGCGCUGUGCCGCCGCCUCUCGCUUCAUUUCUCACUCAGUCCUGAGUGUCAGAGAGAGUUUGUGCUGAGUCACCGACAUGACCGAGACCGCAGCCGCUGAAGCGGCUCCUCAAGCCGUCCCCGCCGCCCAAACCAAGGCUCCCAAGAAGAAGAAAGCGCCCGCCCGGAAGAAGGCAGCCGGUCCGAAGCUGGGCGACCAGAUCGACAACAUUGUGGCGGAUUGCCACGAUCGCCGAGGGAUGUCUUUCUAUGCGAUAAAGAAGGGACUGGCCGCCAAGGGUGUGGAUGUGGAGAAGUGCCGCCACCUGAUCAAGACGGGCAUCAAGAGGAAAUUAGCAAACGGUUCCCUGGUUCAGCUCAAGGGCGUGGGCGCCUCGGGUUCUUUCAAGACCGGUCAGGGAGAAGGCGCCGUGAAGUCGGCAAAGAAAGCGGUUCCUGCAGCCAAAACAUCCAAGAACAAGAAAUCAACGUCCAGGAAAACCCCGACCAAGAAAUUACUGGCAAAAAAAUCUACCACCAAAAGAUCAUCGAAACCUCCCGCCAAGAAAGUUGUGGCCAAGAAACCAGCGCUUAAACAAAUGGCGGCGAAGAAAUCAUCGCCCAAGAAGGCGGCGCCGAAAAAACAAAAAAAGGCCCUAGUCAAAAAGGCGAAGGCGGCCAAGAAGCCGGUAAAAGGCCAGGCGAAGACCAAAUCGGCGAAACCCAAGAGGGCAAUGACCAAAAAGUGAAUUAUAAAGCGCACAUUGUAAACACCUGAACCCAACGGCUCUUCUCAGAGCCACCCACAUCUCUCAGGAAAGAGCUGAUCCAGACUCAAGCGAUCCCUGUCCCAAGACAAGCUCAGUGCCAGUGGGGACUCGUUUAAAUUACCGGGGGUUCCUUGUAACUCGCUGACAUUCGCUGCACCCCCCACCCCUCCCCCCGGUAUCCAGUAUAUGGAAUACAACUAAAUGGUAUGUCCGGGCUAAACCUCACUCGGACUGGGCAUACGUUUGGCUUCAAGCUGAGUUCAAAGCCGUUUCCUUGUCAGUGAGACAAUAACACUGACAAAAUCCCCGCCUCAGAGCCCAUGCAUCAACUCAGUAAUAUUGCCAACUCAACCGUGUUAAAAGCUGCUGAACGCUGUGGGGUGGGCGAUAUCGGCAGAGGGAACGGGCUCCGGGGAUGAACCGGAAGGAGACAAAUUAAUUUGACAGCGGUAAUAUCACUGACUGACUUUUACCACGGAAUGUCUGUCUGAAAGUUUGGCCGGAGCGCUAAAUUUCGGGUGGUUUGUGGGCAAACCGUUUGAAAAAUGUUUUCAGGAAUCUGGGGCGUGGAGCUGGAAUAUGAGAGGAAGCUGUCUGUCACUUUGUCUCCUCCUCUCCCCGCCUCUCACUCUCUGCGUAUCUCGGGCA
Molecule: messenger RNA, 1398 nt
Organism: Leucoraja erinaceus (little skate)
Lineage: Eukaryota; Metazoa; Chordata; Chondrichthyes; Rajiformes; Rajidae
Product: histone H1-like
Exons: 1
Coding region: 79-729 (216 amino acids)
Biological process (GO): nucleosome assembly
Cellular component (GO): nucleosome
Molecular function (GO): DNA binding; structural constituent of chromatin
Source: RefSeq, a predicted model, not a curated record